AUGGCACACGACAGCAGCGCGCGCGACCUGCUCCGCGCGAGCGUCACCGACGGAGACGCCGUGCGUCGGUACCUCACGUCCAUCGAACCCCACGAGUUGUCGCAGCUGCUCGACGGCCUCUCGAGUUAUCACAAGGAGAAGCAGCAGCAGCCGCAGCUGCCGCACUUGAAGAGCGUUGUGCUGGUCCAAGACGACUGGCUGCCUCUUCUACGGCUCUUGGUACAGUGUGAGACCACGCGGCUCCGCACGGCGUCCCAUGUUCUCCACGCGCUGCGUCGCGGACGUCCGAGUGAGUUAGAGAGUAUGCAGCUGCUGACGGAAGUGAGCGUGGGCUACUCGAGCGCACUGGAUCGUCUCCAAGAGCUCCAGAAGACAGAGACAACGCGUCGCAUGGUGCAGCGGCAAACGCUGCUCGACGAAGUACACACAGUGCUGGAUACGGUCUUUUGCUUCUUGGAAGAGGAAGUCGUUGUCGCUGCAGUAUCGGAUGGGCCAGUAAUUGGACGAGAAAGCAGUGGCGAGCGCAGCGGCAAUAGUGUCAGUUGUUGCAGCCAUCGGGUCAGAAGUAACGACAAGGUCAAGCUGCUGCCACAGUUGCUGGGACUCGUGUCGUUCUUCUUGGGCCUUUGUGGCGAGCUGCAGACACGAGGAGAGCAAGGAAAGAGUGGGACGUUGGCCAGGUUGCUGGAGUUACCGUGGGACUGCUGUACAGUACCAAGUUUGCUGGAUGUGCUGGCGGACGACGCGUCGCUGAUGUCGAGAGAAAGCUGGCAGGGAUUGCAGGAAACUGUCGAGCGCCUGGUAACGUCGUCAACGGAGAUGGCAAGCGAGACAAUGAACCCUAUGAUCCGAGAGUGCGUAACGGUAGCGAGUGUGACGGGCGAGCAUAAGUGGAUCGCUGUCGCGCGCUACUUGCUGCAACAACUGCCCGUGCAGUUGCGACAAGAGGCAGAGUUUAAUCUGCAAAUGAGCCUCCGCCAUUCCCAAUGCAUCGUUUCGCUUAUAUGCGAAUCCAUUCGAUCGAGCAGAAUACCAGGCGUUGUUCCAGAGGAUGCUGACAGUCAAUGUAAUGACCCGCAGUGCAGCUCAGCAGACGUCCGAUUAGAGAUAGAGCACCUUGCGUGGCUGAUAGUGCACAGUGAUGUCAGAGCAUUCGUGGAUUAUGCAUCGACAAAGGAGACACAGUCACGUAGCGGGGGCAAAACACUUGAGAAAUAUGUACUGGAUCAAGUGGGGCUUGUGCUGAAUUUUGGCGGCAAGCAGGUCCAUGCUCGCGAAUGGAAGGCGCUGCUCUUGAUGGAUAUCGUAUUUUAUUGGAUCGAGCAGAGCAACACAACCUGUGCUGGCGACAAACCAGCAACUGCAAAGUCUGCAACAGCGCUGAUGCUGUUACAAGCGAUAUUCGAAACGGCACCGGAAGCUCGCUUUGAAGUGCUCAGUAGUUUGUUUGAGCGCUCGCAAAAGCCAGCGCAGAGGAAGAUUGCUGGCGAGAUACUUUCACAACUGUUUGUUUCACACUCGGCAAAGCUGUUUCCGCACCUUAACGCGAUCCAAGACUGGCUCAGCAUGCAGUUUCACCGAUCGUUCGACAGCGCCCGUGACUUUUUUCUCAUCGCAUCCAAUCUGGCGACAGUGUAUAAAGACUUGUAUAACUUCCUGAUGGUGUUUCUGCGGAAACUGCUGUCCACUGGUAAUCGGCUGCAUCAGCAGUAUGUCGUGGACAUGUGGUGUACGUGGCUGGACCGCCAGCUACCGUUCAAUGAACAGCAAGAAGAAGAAAUUGUCUCAGCACUUAUAAACAGUAUGAUAGCUUCCCGCGACAUACAAGCGUGGUCAUUUGGACGUUUGGCGCAAGUGUUUAACUGUCGCGGAGGCAUAGUUGAAGGACCUGUCAUUUUGUUGCGCAAAAGCUCGUGGGAGAAGUUUUAUCGAUUUUUGUCUCAGGAAGUUGGCAAGUUUCUUCUGCCGACGACAUCAGGCAUCAUGGAGUACGGAAUCGAAGAAGAGGAAGAUAGUGCAGAUGAGAACGACGACGAUGAUAUGGGGUUACAGCGAUUUCGUGUUACCGCACUCGAUGCAUUUUAUCAGCAAAAUGCUAGUCUGGAUGGUGCAGCAUCAACUGGGCUGAUAUUUCAAAAGCUGCUAUCUUGCUUGAUAGCAUUCGAGAACGGCAUUUGCCGGUCGAAAGUCUCGUCUGAGGGAUUACCGAUUGAGGGUCUCAGUGAGAAUGACAGCGACAUCAAACAGUGGUUCAUCGACCUGGUCUCCAGCUGGAAGUACUUUUUCCACUGGCUUUGCCAAGACUCGGAGGUGCUGCUGAAUCAGCCAGCGCAAGGCUACUUUUUGGAUGACGUGAAGGACUAUGUUCAGCUGGACGGGUUUACUAAAACGAGCGUGUCGUGCGCCUCACUAUGCAAACGUCUACUGGACAAUACUGCAGAGAUGGUGGAUCCCGCUGUGGACUGCGUAGAGUUGUGUAAGCUUUCAUCGCUCGCGUACGACAUCUUGUGCGAGAACGUAGUGUACAAUGCACGACUGCUUCGACUUCUCAUGAACAUAUGCCUCCCAACUCACCUGGCGCUCCACAUUCAGACGUUUGUGACACUGGAAAGCAAGAUUGAAGCAUUCAUUCAGACGUGCGGGAUUCAUUCAGCGGAACAUGUGGAGAUAUCAACGAGCGAGGACUGUCAUCAACGCAGACCAGCUCUGGCCAAAACGGAGAGGCGCAGUGGAGCAUCAGCGUGCCGGAAGCGUUUGCGACAAAGACCAGGUGUCCGGUCUCCGUACAGCUCGGGAGUAGAUUCUGACUCUGAUUUCGACGCCAGCUACCCAUCUGACUCCGACUUCCUGGAUUGUGUUCCACAUCUCCAGUCGCAUGCAACUCAACGCAUCGCCAUUGGUACCGUUUUGGCCGCGCUCGAACAAUCUCAAUCCACGUUGCUCCAUCUUGUGACCACCAAGAACAAGGACAAAGAGGCUAUCGAUCACGAGGCAUUGUUGGGUUACAUCCGCAUUCACGAGGUAGUGAACAAAGCGAUAAGCGCCAAUGUUGACUUUUUGUGGGAGACUCGAAAAGUGUUGCUGAAGGUUCUUCACAUGAUUGAACUGGGACUGCGCAUUGGUAAAGCCAUCGGGGCGUUGCAGCGAAGAAGGGAUGACCUGGAAGUCAAGUGGCACGACACUGCGAUCUGUAUUUAUGAGUUUUCGGUGACAUCAGCAUUGAGAAACCGAAUAUGGGCUGGUGGCAUCAAGGAUGCAAGUGAAGAUGCAGAAACAAAAACCAAGAUAUCUGCGACCUUGCUCAAGACGGACAUAUUUCUCUUGCAAGCUCCGGGCAUCGUGCAGACUUGGCUGAAAGAGACGUCGAUACCCAGUUCAACAAAAGAACGGCUAAAGUCGCUUAUGACGAUGGUAAAGGACAGAAUUGCGCCGACCAGCUUGUCACACGCUCGUCGUGGAAAGGCAAAGGCUCGACAGCGCCUGCUUGGCGUUGUCCCGAUUGUGAGAAAAAGGAAGAAGCGCCUGCGGAGUCGUCACCCUGUCAUUGAUGCGUUCCUCAACGAAGAGGACGGCGCGGAUGCAUUUGCUGACUUGGAAGACUUCAUUGAAUAA
Molecule: messenger RNA, 3612 nt
Organism: Hyaloperonospora brassicae
Lineage: Eukaryota; Oomycota; Peronosporomycetes; Peronosporales; Peronosporaceae
Source: the annotation of a GenBank genome assembly